Messenger RNA from Megalops cyprinoides (Indo-Pacific tarpon), 5946 nucleotides. Its product is annotated as multidrug resistance-associated protein 5. Gene Ontology annotation, biological process: transmembrane transport. Gene Ontology annotation, molecular function: ABC-type transporter activity; ATP hydrolysis activity; ATP binding. The transcript is spliced from 28 exons. NCBI's taxonomy places the organism in Eukaryota, Metazoa, Chordata, Actinopteri, Elopiformes, Megalopidae. The record is from RefSeq and is a predicted model, not a curated record. Bases 30 to 4229 code for a protein of 1399 amino acids. Gene Ontology annotation, cellular component: membrane.
UUCACGUUUGUGUCUCCCAGUGGGCAGCCAUGCACCCGGAUGCCCUGGAGUCCGCCGGCAGGGUGGAGGGCUUGUCCCUGUCCGCCCCCCAAACCUUGCCUGACCCUGAGGAAGAGGAGGCAGAGGUGAUCCGGGUUCUGAAGAGGAAGGGCCGGUACCGCCAAAGCCUGCAACUGCUGAAGCCCUUCAGAAUUACCCACAAGCAUCAGCACCCUGUGGACAAUGCUGGCCUCUUCUCCUUCAUGACCCUGCACUGGCUCUCCCCGCUGGCGUGGAGGGCCCACAAGAUGUCCAGCUUGGCUAUAGAGGACGUGUGGGGUCUGUCCUGUCAUGAGGCCUCCGACACCAACUACCAGAGACUGGAGACGCUGUGGCACGAGGAGCUGAAGAACCGGGGGAGAGAGGGUGCCUCACUGGCCCGGGUGUUCUGGAGGUUCUGCCAGACCCGCAUGCUGGUGGCCAUAUUUGCCCUGCUCAUCACCAUGGUGGCGUGCUUUGUCGGGCCAGCCCUCCUGGUGCGGGCAUUGCUGGAGUACUCCCAGAGUUCUGAGAGUCGGCUGCUGUACGGGCUGUCCUUGGUGGGUGGAGUCUUCCUCAUGGAGCUGACCCGCUCCUGGUCUCUGGCUCUCAUGUGGGCCGUCAACUACCGCACAGCCACCCGCCUCCGGGGGGCGGCACUUGCUUUCGCCUACCACAAAAUUCUGCGGCUACGCAGCACCAAAGACAUCAGCCCUGGGGAGCUGGUGAACAUUUGCUCCAGUGAUGGUCAGCGUCUCUUUGAAGCAGCAACAGCAGGCUGUCUGUUGGCCGGGGGCCCACUGAUAGCGGUCCUGGGGCUCUCCUACACUACUGCUUUCCUGGGACCCACUGCUCUGGUGGGGUCGGCCAUCUUCAUCUUCUUCUACCCUUCCAUGACACUAGCCUCCCGCCUGACUGCCUAUUUCAGGAAGAAGUGUUUGUUGGUGACUGACCGGCGGGUACGGCUCAUGAAUGAAAUUCUGGGCUGCAUUAAGUUCAUCAAGAUGUACUGCUGGGAGUCUGCCUUUGCUCAUAAUGUCCACAAGGUGCGAUCAGAAGAGAGGGGCAUACUUGAACGUGCUGGCUGUGUUCAAAGCCUAACAGUGGGCGUGGCUCCCAUUGUGGUGGUCAUCGCCUGUGUGUGCACCUUCACCCUGCACAUGGCUCUGGGCUAUGAUCUCACAGCAGCUCAGGCCUUCACUGUUGUUGCCGUCUUCAACUCCAUGACCUUUGCCCUAAAAGUCACGCCCUUGGCCGUACGGUCUCUGUCAGAAGGUGCUGUGGCGGUAAAGCGAUUUCAGAGGCUUUUCAUGAUGGAGGACCGGGAGGUGGUGACAGCGAAGACGGAGGACCCCGGGAACGCGGUGGAGUUUCGCGUGGCCACGCUGGCCUGGGAGAGGGCCCGCGGCCCCGCGGGGGUUGGAGCGGGGGGUGGUCGGGGCGGGCAGCCCCAGAGGCCGCGCAGGAAGGGGGGCAUGGAGCGCCUGUUGCGCAGGGAGAAGCUGAGCCUGUACAUCAUCGCGGAGGAGGGCAAAAGUGGCGGCGAGGCGCAGAACGGCCAGCACCUCCUUACCCACAUGGAGCAGGAGAGCCCCCAGAGCACCGUGUCCUCCACCCAGAGCAUCCGCCCGCCGCUGCACAAAACCCUGCACCGAAUAGACCUGCGUGUCCGGAGGGGGGCGUUGUUGGGGAUCUGCGGCGGCGUGGGGAGUGGAAAGAGCUCGCUGCUGUCUGCUCUGCUCGGACAGAUGACCCUGCUGGAGGGCUCGGUGGCCAUCAACGGGGGCUUCGCCUACGUGGCCCAGCAGGCCUGGAUCCUCAACGACUCACUGAGGGAGAACAUUCUGUUCGGGAAGGAGUACGACGAGGAGAAGUAUAGGGCUGUCCUGGAGGCCUGUUGUCUAAACCCUGACAUAUGUGAUCUGCCCUAUGGUGACAUGACUGAGAUUGGGGAGAGGGGUGCCAACCUCAGCGGGGGUCAGCGUCAGAGGGUCAGCUUGGCCCGGGCCCUGUACAGCGAACGCCCCAUUCUCCUGCUGGACGACCCCCUCAGCGCAGUGGAUGCACAUGUAGGGGCGCACCUGUUCCACAAUGCCAUCCGGGGGGCAGGAAAGGGCAGGACCGUGCUGUUCGUCACCCACCAGCUGCAGUACCUGGCUGAGUGUGACGAGGUGGUGCUGAUGAAGGACGGGCAGAUCGCGGAGCAGGGCACACACGCCCGUCUGAUGGACAGGGAGCGUGACUACGCCACUCUCUUCCACAGUGCGCAGCACGAGACCGUGGUGCGGAAGAAUCUGAAGAACAAGGCCAGGGCAGGGGUGGAGAAGGUAGAGCCACCCGCUGGUCCCAGCAAGAUAGUCUGUCCUCCGACCAAUGGCAACAAAGCAGAUCAACUGAUUAAAGCUGAGGAAAAGGGGUCUGGAGCAGUGGCGUGGUCUGUUUAUUGGGACUACAUCAAAGCUGCAGGAGGUCCCCUGGCCUUCAUCUUCAAUAUUCUCCUCUUCCUCUGCACUACUGGCAGCAUCGCCUUCAGCAACUGGUGGCUGAGCUACUGGAUCAGACAGGGCAGUGGGAACACAUCUUCGAUGCUGCAGAAUGACACAACGACAAGCAACAGCAUGAGGCAGAAUCCCUACAUUCAGUACUAUUCAACGGUAUAUGCUCUGUCCAUGGGGGCAGCGUUGUUCCUGAAGACCAUGCGCGGGCUGGUCUUUGUCAAGUGCACUCUCCGUGCUGCCUCCACUCUCCAUGACAAGCUGUUCCAGCAGCUCCUCCGCAGCCCCAUGGUCUUUUUCGACACCACGCCCCUCGGCCGCAUCCUCACCCGUUUCUCCCGUGACAUGGACGAAGUGGACGUGCGCCUGGUAAUGCAGGGGGAAAUGCUCCUCCAGAACAUGACAAUGGUGCUCUUCUGUAUGGGCAUGGUCAGCUUAGUCUUCCCCUGGUUCCUGGUCUCCAUCCUGCCCCUUGGAGCCUUCCUCUUCCUGGUCAACCGUGUCUCCAGAGUUCUGAUUCGUGAGCUGAAGAGGCUGGAAAAUAUCACCCAAUCACCUUUCACAUCACACAUCACCUGCAGUCUGCAGGGACUCUCUACUAUUCACGCCUACGGCAGGGGUCCGGACUUCCUGCACAGGUACCAGGCCCUGCUGGACACCAACCAAGCCUCUCACUACCUAUUCAGCUGUGCAAUGCGCUGGCUAGCUGUGAGGCUGGACCUGAUCAGCAUUGUCCUUGUCACCACUGCCGCCCUGCUCAUCGUCCUCCUACACGGCCAGAUCCCUCCAGCCUACGCAGGCCUGGCUAUCUCCUACGCCAUCCAGCUGACGGGCCUGUUUCAGUUCACUGUGCGUCUUCUCGCCGAGACCGAGGCCCGCUUUACAUCAGUGGAGCGGAUCACUCAUUACAUAAAGACACUAGAGAGCGAGGCCCCCUUACGAAGCACUGGCCCCUCCUCUCCUGCCACCUGCUGGCCACAGGAGGGAUGCAUCUCCUUUCAGAAUGUGGAGAUGCGCUACCGUGACGACCUACCUUUAGUCCUCAAGAAGCUCUCCUUCAGCAUCGGGCCCGAAGAGACUGUGGGCAUUGUGGGUCGUACCGGUUCAGGGAAAUCCUCGCUUGGCGUUGCCCUCUUCAGGUUGGUGGAGCUGGCAGGUGGCUUCAUCACCAUAGAUGGCAUCGAUAUUGCCCAGAUCGGCCUGGAGGACUUGAGGAGCAAGCUGUCAAUCAUCCCACAGGAGCCUGUGCUCUUCAUUGGCACCAUCAGAUCCAAUUUGGACCCAUGGGCCCAGCACACAGAGGAAGAGAUCUGGGAUGCCCUGGAGAGAACUCACAUAAAGGACACGAUCAGCCAGCUUCCCCAUUCCCUGGAGUCGGAGGUGACAGAAAACGGCGAGAACUUCUCUGUGGGAGAGAGACAGCUACUGUGUGUAGCCAGAGCCUUACUGAGGCGCAGCAAGAUCCUGCUGCUAGAUGAGGCGACGGCAGCUAUUGACACAGAGACAGACCGGCUGCUUCAGGAGACGAUCCGCCACUCCUUUAAGGGCUGCACCAAACUGAUCAUCGCCCAUCGCCUUAACACUGUGAUGAGCUGCGACAGAGUAAUGGUGUUGGACCAGGGGGAGAUUAUGGAGUUUGACACCCCCUCUACCUUGCUGGCCAAUGAGAACUCAAGAUUCCAUGCCAUGGUAGCGGCGGCUGGAAGGGAAAGUUAACACCGCAGACCACAGCUGAAGGAGGGGACUGAGGGGACUUGGCCCCAUGCCAGUAUCGCGCCUGCAUCACCCAGGACCAAAUGACAGAUGCUCUUGGUAUUUGUUUGCAGAGCUUCUCCUGGACCUGGCACAUAAUGGUCUGCACCAAAGCUGCUACUUAUUUAGGCAUUCAUCCAAAAGCAUGAAAUCACAUAAAAAGCAGUGACUAUGUUUCAGAGGACAAAUCAGAAAUUUCCAAAGAAUGUAAAAGCCAUUGAACCUCCCACUGGUCCUUGCUGCUGUGUUGCUGCAGUUUCUCUGUGGGAGGAAGCCAGAGGAACAAGCCUUCAUCAGCCUUCAACCAGAGCAAUUACUGAGAUUCCUCCAGAGAGACAGUGAAGCACCGAAUUGGCAGGAAGUUCCUUUUACUUUUCUCUGCCUCUGGAAAGCUUGUGAUAAUGCAUUGACUCCCAGUGGGGUCUGUUUUGUGCAAUUGGUUUAUAAACCUAUGUUCAUAGGGGACUUCCUUCCACAUUUUUGUGUGGGAUUUAAGCAUUUCUGUUGCUGUCCUUUAAAGGAAGUUUUUUUGUUCUCUGAUUACAUGAAUAAUUACUGUCUGGGCAAUAUUAGACACUUGAAAAAAGCCACAAAGUAUGAAUAUAUAUUCCUCAUCUGUUGAAUUCAAGUAGGCAAACCAAAGGUCCACCUUUAAUGUAAGGAUCAAUGUAAUUGUUUCACAGAAAUCAGAUACAGUAUACCCUCCUUGCUGACACAUACCUUAUCACCCAUGCACUGCAGAAACAGCUGUUUGACAAACAAAAAAAUGUAUAUUGUAUUUUGUGUGUCAGUGUACUGAGAGCGCUUACAGAGUCAGCUAAAUUAUAUUACAAUUAGCCUUAGCAGGUCUAUGCAUCUGUAGCUAUACAUCAUUCUGGUAGACAUGCUGAAUUACAGUCAGUCUUUGCCUUACAAACUGGAAGAGGAUAGAGAAGACAGUCUUAUUGCUGCAAUGACCUCUAUUGUGUGGCAUUGGUAUGGGGUUGAAUCAAAGAGCACUCCACUUUCAGGGAGCUGUAGCUUGUGUAGCCUGUAUUUGGCACAACUUAGGGAUCUUUCUGUCUUCCCCAGUAAUACAGUUACACUAUGUGCAAACUAAGCUUAUUUCAGUGAUUGCUCCCUUUGAUUUGAAAUCAGGACUCAGCCACCCACUGGCUGUAACACUGGCCAAUACCAGUGCCUGUGCCAAGGUGAACAAGGUCGUUCUCAAAUGCUCUGGGAAUAAAUCGGUACAGAUCCUGGCAGGAGCUUGAAGCAGACCCUCUCACAGCACAGCGAGGGUUAUUCUGAUGGUACGAGAAACUCUUCCUGUAAGAAAGAGCAUUCUUGUUUGAUAGAGAAUCAAAAUGUGACUACCUACUGUAUAGGGUGAGAUUGACAGCCAUCAUAACUGGCAAUGUUUAUUUAUUUGCACUGCACCAGAGUAGUGUGCAUUUCUGAUAGCCUUAGUUCAAGACUUGCACAGUGCAAUAGAACCCCAUUGUUUGAACACACAAGUCUAUGUAUCAUUUACUCUAUGCAAAACAUUUUCAGGUGAAUAUUUGCACAAAAUAUAACGUGCCUCAUUGCAUAAGACAAAACAAAAACAGACUUUAUGCAGGGCACAGUAUCUUUAACCGAUUGAAAAUCACUGCAUGAGAUCUGGCAUGUAAUUACUGAUCUUAAGCAUGACUAAAGAAUA